This is a messenger RNA of Physella acuta, 1766 nucleotides long. Its product is annotated as putative asparagine--tRNA ligase, mitochondrial. Gene Ontology annotation, biological process: asparaginyl-tRNA aminoacylation. Lineage: Eukaryota; Metazoa; Mollusca; Gastropoda; Physidae. Gene Ontology annotation, cellular component: mitochondrion. The record is from RefSeq and is a predicted model, not a curated record. Gene Ontology annotation, molecular function: nucleic acid binding; asparagine-tRNA ligase activity; ATP binding.
GGUAUGAAAAUGAAAUAGGAAAUACAUUCUAUGUUCUAUCUAUUCCUAGAUAUCUAGAUCUAGAUCUAAUAAUAAUAAUAUCUAGAUAUUAGUAGAUAGAUCUAUAGGACGAGGAUUAUCUAAAUCUAGAUCUAGAUUCUAAGUCUAGACAAUCUUUUUCAAAAUGGCAGCUUGUUGUGCUCUUAAGUCAUUUUUUUCCUCUCAUAUUCAUAAAGUUAAAGUAGAUCUAUCACCAAAUUUUAGGACGUGGUCGUGUAUGAAAAAAAGAAAUUUCACAGAGAGUAUACACAAUAUUAUCAUUGAUAAAAAGAUAGAGCAACAUGUCAGUGUAAAGGGCUGGGUUAAAAACCUGCAGCACCAUAAAGGUGUUACAUUUCUCCAAAUAAACGACGGGUCUGGGCCAAAUCAUCUUCAAGUAGUUAUUCCGCAGAAACUUGCAAAAGAUGCUGCAUUAACAUUUGGCAGCUGUGUUAAAGUUGAUGGGGUAUUAAAAGAGAGUGAAGGAAGACAUCAAGAAAUAGAACUACUUACCAGUUCUUGUGUUGUUGUUGGCCCAUGUGAUGUUUUUGAAUAUCCCUUGAAGCAAAAAACUAGACAUCCACCUGCUUAUACUAGAGAUUUUCUGCACUUACGACCUAAGACCAACAUUUUCAGCAGUCUUUUGCGUAUACGUAAUGCUGCUACAAUGGCUGUACAUUCUUUUUUUCAGGAAAAAAACUUCAUUUUAGUACAUCCUCCAAUUUUGACAUCAAGUGACUGUGAAGGAGCUUGUGAAGUUUUUACGGUUGAGCCUCUGAAUUCUGACCUGUUAAAAGAAAUUCAAAAUGAAAGUGAGAAUCUUGAACACAAAAAAAAAGAUAGCAUAUUGGAUCCUGCAAGGCCUAAUAAUUUUUUUAGACAACCAACUUACCUGACAGUUUCUGGACAGUUACAUCUUGAGAUAAUGACAGGGGCUUUCACAAAAGUGUAUUCAUUUGGACCAACAUUUAGAGCUGAAAAUACUAUUGGUAGUUUUCAUCUCUCAGAAUUUUAUAUGGUUGAAGCUGAAUUAGCAUUUAUUCAGAAUAUGGAUGCCCUAUCAACAGUAAUGGAACAGCUUGUAAAAUAUAUUUUCAAUGCAGUUUUGAAAAAAUGCCCAGAAGAUGUUGAAAUAUUUUCAAAGAAUGUUGCAGAUCCAGAAUAUAUGAAAAAGGUAAAGAAUAUAAUGGAGUCAAACUAUGAAAGAAUGACAUACACCGAAGCCAUUGCGCUUCUGGAAAAUUCAGAUGAAAAGUUUGAUUAUCCUUGUCAGUGGGGUUGUGAUUUAAAAAAAGAACACGAGAUGUACUUGACAAAAGCUGUUGGAAAUCUUCCUGUUUUUAUAACAGAUUAUCCUGCUGAUAUUAAACCAUUUUAUGCUAGGCGAAAUGAUGAUGGAUUGACUGUAUCUGCUUUAGAUCUGCUGGUUCCAGGAAUAGGAGAGCUUUGUGGGAGCAGUUUAAGGGAAGAAAGAGCAGAAAUACUUGAAAGUGUUAUGAAAAAACAAAAUCUUGUAGAACUCCUUCCUUGGUAUUUGGAGUUGCGUAAAUUUGGUUCCUGUCCUCAUGGUGGUUUUGGUUUAGGAUUCGAGAGACUUUUACAGGUGAUGCUGGGUGUAGAAAGCAUAAAGGAUGUUAUACCUUUUCCUAGAUGGCCUAAUAAUUGCAAAACAUAAUUUAAAUAUUGUUUGUUUUUGCAACUACUUCAACUAGUUUACUUUAAUGUUAAAUAAAAGUCCUAAUAACCAA